AUUGUUUUCCUUUUUCGUGUAAGAAUUGCUAUGAAGGAGUGGUCAAACGGGUAACUACAAAGAGAAUGCCAGCUUUGUGUAUGCGAUGUGAGUUGUUUUCCUUCGCCUUAUUUUGUGUUCAAAGGACCCCACGAGUCCGCCAUAGCCAGGCUGAUCCCACCCAAUAAUUGGACUCCCAUGGCAAUUAAUAAGACUGCAACUAUUAAUAUCCUCCAGUUCUACCGCCUGCCUGCAAGAUUGAGCCUAAUCUUAGAUUAUUCUUAAUCUCUGAAUUCUCCACUAAUCUUUGCCAAAACCACUACUAUAUAUCCGUUCAUAUGCAAGCUUUGGUCAUCAAAGUUUUCCAACUAUCAACCACCCCAAUGACUUUGACAUGUAUGAACCCCAAUUUAUUCAACCCAGACAUAUCAAGGUUUCAUUCCUGAAAAAGACUUUGAAAACUCACCUCAGCUAACUUCCAAUUGUACUAGGGGGGAGUUCUUUUCACAAAAAGAGGAGAGGGGAGAAGGAAGAUAAUAUUUGCUAGAGAGCACACACCUGAUUGGGCUUGAAAUGGGCAACCACUGCCAUGUGGCACUUGAAAGCCACAAACAAAAUCUGAUCCUUGUGAAACAAGAAGUCAAUUAUUCACGGGUACCGCAGAAUUCUUUUUAGUUUCUUGUACCUGGUUUCGUUGGAGGUCCGAAUAGAACAGAUAUGGUGGUGGCUUCACCAAACCCAAUUCGGGCUGAAAAGGUCCAACCCAUUGAGCUUCCUGUCAUAGACCUUUCAGCUGAGAGAUCAGAGGUGUCAAAGCUCAUUGUAGAAGCUUGUGAAGAGUAUGGUUUCUUCAAGCUGAUCAACCAUGGAGUCUCUGACAACAUCAUUGCCCAAAUGGAAGAAGAAGGUCUCAACUUCUUCACAAAGCCGCUCUCCGAGAAACAAAGAGCUGGGCCUGCCACUCCCUUUGGCUAUGGUUGCAAGAACAUUGGCUUCAAUGGUGAUAUUGGAGAAGUUGAAUACCUUCUCCUCGAUACCAACCCUCUCUCCAUUUCCCAGAGAUCCAAUACCAUCUCCAAUGACCCCAACAAGUUCAGCUCUGCUGUGAUUGGUUACAUACAAGCAGUUAGGGUGUUGGCAUGUGAGAUCUUGGAUCUGAUGGCAGAGGGAUUGUGGGUCCAGGAUUCAUCAGUGUUCAGCACGAUGAUCAAGGACGUCGAAAGUGACUCGCUUUUCAGGCUCAAUCACUAUCCACCCAUUCUCUGCAAGGAUAGGGAAACGUCACCCUCCUCAUUUCAUAGUCACAGCAGCAGCAAGGUUGGAUUUGGGGAGCAUUCCGACCCUCAGAUAUUGACCAUCCUGAGAUCCAACGAUGUGGGUGGCCUGCAAAUUUCUCUGGGUGAUGGGGUGUGGGUUGCCGUCCCCCCUGACCCCACGGCCUUUUGUGUGAAUGUGGGUGAUGUUUUACAGGCUAUGAGCAAUGGGAGGUUUCUGAGCGUGAGGCACAGAGCCUUGACCAAUUCCUGCAAGUCUAGAAUGUCAAUGGCCUACUUUGGGGCACCGCCACUCCAUGCUUGGGUCACUGCUCCCGCAGAGUUGGUCACACCCAACAGGCCUUUGCUGUACAGGCCUUUUACCUGGGGUGAAUACAAGAAAGCUGCAUAUUCUCUCCGGCUCGGAGAUAGCCGCCUUGACCUUUUCAGAACAGCGCAACAGUAGAGAAUGAACCAGUUGCUUGAUAGAGUUCACAUUGUCUUUUGCAGUCUGGAUGGGGGAAUUUUGACUGUAAUCCUUCACAAUGUAUUCCUAUACUUGUUGUUUGGGACGGGAGAAAUGGUUUAUGUUAAUUAUAUUAGUGCAAUUUAGCCAUCAGUGAAAAGUUCUCUUUUCCAAGCUUUCUGGUAGUCUGUUGUGCAGUUGAUUCUCGAGUUUGCCUCAUGACUAGUUAAACACACUACUACAAGUAACCUUGAAAAGUUGAUCCCCACAUUGCUGUCAUCAAAAAAGAAUGGUCCUGAUCGAGAAAGGGUCGACAUCCGCAAAGAGAGAAAAAGGCUAUGGCUAGGCCAUGCUAAAUAUGCAGAAUGCCGACUGCUGUGUACAUCUCAGUGGAGGAUGAGAUGACCUUAAGAUCAGGGAAUGCCAUAGUGAAAAGGACAGCAUGGGGGACCAAAAAGAUUGUUGCAUCAAGCAAUUAGUAUGGGUGUUCAUUCCAGUUUCAAGGGUCUGUCUGUCAAGAGACCAUAAAGUUGAAGCUACUAUGUGGCUCACAGAAAGAGAUGGUUUUAGCCAACCUGUCAUCCUGUCCUUGGCCGAGUUUGUCUAUGAAUCAACCAAGAAGAUGUUAGUAUUCCAAACACCCUUUCCUAGCCUCGCCAAGGUAUUAAUGGAACUUGGUUUUGGGACUGGUUUUGCUCCUGGCACGAAGGAAAUAAGACAAAAACUGGGUUUUGUGUCAAAAUCCAAAUACAAGAAUGCAACAGGUAUUAAAACCAGACAAUGAAAAAAUGAGGGGCUUAUCAUUAUGGUUGUUGAGUUGGAUUAGACCGUUCACUUUUAAGAAAAUUAGUUUGCUGGUCCACUAUUGUUCUGGACGUGGGGGCAUGCAUUCAAGCCACUUUUCCACAUUGAAAGUAUAAUGCAUUAUAGUUUAGAUGCUUAGGAUUCGAUUUGAUGUUUCGGUUCAAGUGUUCCAGAUAUGUAGUCGACAUGGAUUCAUGCAGAGAUGGUAGGGUAGGUUUCUGUGACGCGAGGAACCCAUGCACAAAAAGGGCCCUAGCUCUCAGGUCUCACUGUGGGCUUUGAGCCGUUUGAUAACGGCGCAGUUAGACUCAUUUUCAGAUUGGACUCCAAAUUGAAUUUGGGUUCAUUCUCUCUGGCUUCCUCUCCUAUUAUGUCAAAACUUGGAAUCGAGACAUGGCAUCCUUCAUAUCAAAACUUGCAAUCAUGUCUGAACAAAGUCAAAUGCAAACGCUUUAUAUCGAAACUUAGAAGCUUUCAGAGCCUAAUCUCAAUUUUCCUUCAAGCUCCUGCUACUUCCUUAGGAUCCCUUGCAAUUUGAAUCCUGUUUCAGAAGGAAAAAGAAGAAUGAAAGCGGAUGGUGCAUGCUGUUCACAGUUCGAUGCCACUGGACCAUGCAAUAAAUUGAAGUGGAGAAGACUUUGCGAAGCAUCCUCAAAACUUUAUAAGGAAUUCUGACAUGAUCUCGUGAUAAAAUGGUACCAAACCGGAUUUAAUUUUGAUCAAAUUCUCGUCAAGCACUUCCAAGCAAAAACAGAUAAAAUGGGGAGAAUGUCGGGCCUUGCACUUUAAAAGUAGACAUAUGUUCCUCUACCAAAACGUAAAUCUAUCCGUCCGAAAGA
Messenger RNA from Theobroma umbraticum, 3341 nucleotides. Its product is annotated as gibberellin 2-beta-dioxygenase 2-like. The record is from RefSeq and is a predicted model, not a curated record. Lineage: Eukaryota; Viridiplantae; Streptophyta; Magnoliopsida; Malvales; Malvaceae.